Messenger RNA from Medicago truncatula (barrel medic), 3446 nucleotides. Its product is annotated as putative pentatricopeptide repeat-containing protein At3g01580. Gene Ontology annotation, molecular function: protein binding; RNA binding. Gene Ontology annotation, cellular component: intracellular membrane-bounded organelle. The record is from RefSeq and is a predicted model, not a curated record. Lineage: Eukaryota; Viridiplantae; Streptophyta; Magnoliopsida; Fabales; Fabaceae. The transcript is spliced from 3 exons. Gene Ontology annotation, biological process: RNA modification. The coding region runs from base 1047 to 3158 and encodes 703 amino acids.
AAAUAUAUAUAUGUAAGGAAGAAUCGAGAGUUUUGUCUCUCUUUCCACUCUUCCAUCUAACCUUUCCCCUUUCUCUGUGUUCCCACUACCCCAUGAUUCAUCAUCCUUUUUCAUUUCAUUCUUCUACAUUUUCUCAUUCAAGCCAUCAAUUUUCAAACUUUAAGAGUCAUUAAUAGAUUAGGAUAGGAUAGCCAAGGACAACCCCAAAUCACCAAUAUCUAGCAUCACACUUAUGUUCCUUUAGUUAAUCACCGAAUCACCAUCUUUCAAUUCUUCUUGAACUAGAAAACCCCAAUUUCGUUUUACUUCUUGUGGCCUACAUUGAGGAAUUGUAUGCCAUGCUUAUGAGUUGAUUUGGUAGCUAGAAAUUUGAUGGAAGCUAGAAGAAUGUUAAUACUUGAAGAUUGAGGCAAAAUAAGAGAUUUAGAAGCUAGUGUCGAUGCACUUAGAAGGCUAUGAGAAGGGAACUGUUGCUGUCUUUUCUGUACAAUAAGGAGUUGUUGCAGCGCAAUUGAGUUGAUUCAUCAUAACUAUUUACAUUCAGGUGAAUUUAUGUUUCUAGAAGAUUACCGAUUCAGCAGAGUCCCUCUUUUGGUAGGCCUCUACUCCUUGAUGAACGACUCUUUUGAAUUAUAUCUUGAGUCAUUGGUGUAUCUGCAGCUAUUUGAGUCUAGGAAUACUAUUAUUUUGGGAUAUACAAACUUUGGAUAUGUAGUCUCUCAAAUUCUGCUUGAUGGCAUAUGUUUGUAAGCAAGGUUUUUAAUUUGAAAAUGUUGAAGAUAGAAAUAUACUUUGUCAAAUUAUAGUAAGUUUUGGUUUCAGAGUGUACUAUUUAUUCACAAGAUAUUUGUCAAGUGUGGUUUGUUAGGCUGGCCAGACUUUAUGUAUCAGUAGUCUGUGCGCUGGUCACGGCUAGAAGUUGGGUCGUGACAAUGUGUCUAUGAAUCAAUUCAUCAAGGACAUGUUGAUAGUGCCACUAAAAAGAAAGAUUAGUGAUUGCGAGAUGCAAUAAUAAAUUUGAAUAAUGCAAGUAAGAUGAAUGGCUUAUGGAAAGGAGGAAUCUUUUAGUGAAGUUAUUGGAAACUUGUUGCAGUAAGUUAUCAAUUUCACAGUUGCAUUCACAGUGUUUGAAAGCGGGUCUUGUUCAUGAUAGUUUCAUUGUUACCAAGCUCAAUGUUCUUUAUGCUAGAUAUGCAUCGAUUCACCAUGCACAUAAGCUGUUUCAAGAAACACCUCACAGAACUGUUUACCUAUGGAAUGCUUUGCUUAGGAGUUAUUGUUUCGAGGGAGAAUGGGUAGAGACUCUGUCUUUAUUCCGUCAAAUGAAUAACGUUAGUUCUGUAUCGAUUGAGGAAAGACCCGACAAUUACUCGGUAUCUAUUGCCUUGAAAUCGUGUGCGGGUUUGCGGAAGCUUUUAUUGGGUAAGGUGAUUCAUGGAUUUCUCAAGAAGGUGAGGAUAGACGGUGACAUGUUUGUUGGAUCAGCCUUGAUUGAUUUGUAUACUAAAUGUGGUCAAAUGAAUGAUGCAGUGAAAGUUUUUAUGGAGUAUCCGAAGCCUGAUGUUGUUUUAUGGACUUCGAUCAUUAGUGGUUAUGAACAGAGUGGUAGUCCGGAACUUGCACUCGCUUUUUUCUCUCGAAUGGUUGUCUCGGAGAAAGUGAGUCCUGAUCCAGUGACCCUUGUUAGUGUUGCUUCUGCUUGUGCUCAGUUAUCUAAUUUUAAGCUUGGGAGAAGUGUUCAUGGCUUCGUGAAAAGAAAGGGUUUAGACAAUAAGCUGUGUUUGGCCAAUUCACUGCUUCAUUUAUAUGGAAAAACUGGUUCCAUAAAAAAUGCAUCAAAUUUGUUCAGGGAGAUGUCUGAUAAGGAUAUUAUAUCUUGGAGCACAAUGGUUGCAUGUUAUGCCGAUAAUGGAGCCGAAACUGAUGUAUUAGAUCUUUUCAAUGAAAUGUUAGAUAAGAGAAUUAAGCCCAAUUGGGUUACUGUGGUUAGUGUGUUGCGAGCGUGUGCUUGCAUUUCCAAUUUGGAAGAAGGUAUGAAGAUUCAUGAAUUGGCCGUGAAUUAUGGUUUUGAGAUGGAAACCACAGUCUCUACAGCUUUGAUGGAUAUGUACAUGAAGUGUUUUUCACCUGAAAAAGCAGUUGAUCUUUUCAAUAGAAUGCCAAAGAAAGAUGUAAUUGCUUGGGCUGUUUUAUUUAGCGGCUAUGCCGACAAUGGAAUGGUGCACGAGUCAAUGUGGGUUUUCCGCAAUAUGUUAUCUAGUGGAACUCGACCUGAUGCUAUUGCUCUUGUUAAGAUUCUUACUACUAUUUCAGAACUUGGGAUUCUUCAACAAGCUGUAUGUUUGCAUGCGUUUGUAAUUAAAAAUGGGUUUGAAAAUAACCAAUUUAUUGGAGCUUCACUUAUAGAGGUAUAUGCAAAAUGUAGUAGCAUAGAAGAUGCUAACAAGGUUUUCAAAGGAAUGACGUAUAAAGAUGUUGUUACUUGGAGCUCAAUAAUUGCAGCUUAUGGAUUUCAUGGUCAAGGAGAAGAAGCUUUGAAAUUAUUUUAUCAGAUGGCUAAUCAUUCAGAUACUAAGCCUAACAAUGUAACUUUCAUCUCAAUUCUAUCUGCUUGUAGUCAUUCAGGUUUGAUUAAAGAAGGGAUAAAUAUGUUUGAUAUCAUGGUUAACAAGUACAAAUUAAAACCAAACUCGGAGCAUUACGCGAUAAUGGUUGAUCUUCUUGGUCGAAUGGGAGAGUUAGAUAUGGCUUUGGAUGUAAUUAACAACAUGCCGAUGCAGGCUGGGCCUGAUAUAUGGGGAGCCUUACUCGGUGCAUGCCGCAUACAUCAGAAUAUAAAGAUGGGGGAAGUUGCAGCUAAGAAUCUUUUCUCAUUAGACCCUAAUCAUGCAGGGUAUUAUAUUCUUCUGUCAAAUAUUUAUUCUGUCGACGAAAAUUGGCAUAGUGCUACAAAACUUAGGAGACUGGUAAAGGAGAAAAGGUUGAACAAGAUUGUUGGUCAAAGUGUGGUGGAGUUAAAGAAUGAAGUUCGAAGUUUCAUAGCAGGUGAUAGAAUUCAUGAUGAAUCUGACCAUAUUUAUGAAAUUCUGACAAAAUUACAUGCUAAAAUGAGAGAAGUAGCUUUUGAUCCACAAGUACAGAUAGAGGAGAUGCUAUGAGUUCUUGAAUUCGAAAGUUGUCCCAUUUGAAUGGCAUAAAGACUUUUGGAUAUUUGAGCUGAUGAUAGUUAGAGGGGGAGAAAAUAGUUUUGAGUAUGCUAUUGAUUGUUUCUUUAUUUUGUUUUGGAUCAUUCUUUUUGUUGAAAUUUGUAAAUAUAUUAAGAGGUUUUGAUUAGUGCACAUCAAUACUAAAAGUUACAAAAGUUAUUUAGAUUGAAGAUAAAUGACUAAGAUUCAUUCAUUUAAUAGUUCAACCCAUGUUUUUGAGGUUUGGACAUAUUGAAGGUA